AUGAAAUUCCAUCUCGCCGCUAUCGUUUCGACUCACCUCGGGCUGCUGGCUUCGGCAUCGCCCAACCCACGUCAAUCACCAACCAUUCUCGUCGACGUAGCACCCGACCAUGUCCGUCCAUACGUCCUGCCGAGAUUCAAAGGCCGCGCGAUCAAGUUGACGCAGUCCGACAUCAUACGCUUCGCCAUCACAGCAAACUCAUCGGGUGGUGUGUUCUCCAUGGUGCAGCACAACGGGAAGACCUCUGGAUGGACCGUAGCCCGGCCUCACACUCACACCCUGACACAUGAACACUUCUACUGUACACGAGGUCGGGUUGAAUUAUGGGCACAGAAGAACGUCACCGGCGCGAGCCAUGAGGCGCGAGUUGCCUCCUGGGGUGACUACGGCAGCGUGCCUCCUGGGACGAUCCAUACUUUCCAACUCACCGACCCCGACAGCCAACUCAAUCACGUCUUCCAUCCCGCUGGCUUCGAGAAGCUAUUUGCUGAGUUCAGCGUCGGUGAAUAUGAAUCUUCUGUCGGGUCGCCGUAUGUUCCGAUCUCCAACGAUCCCGAGCCCUUUGGACCGCUCACCCCUGAGGUGGAUGCCCAGCUUCGGUCUCUUGAGUUGAUCGCCGCACCGGCUGAAGUCUACAAGCCACGGAGGGACAUGAUCAAUGGGACUGCGAGCGAUGCUGGCUUACCUUGGCGCAAUGGACCCAAUACCCUGCCAGAUGACCCGACGGAACCCUACUUCGUCGUCAACAACUAUGGUCCAGCAUAUCUCAACACCGAAAUUGGAUACAAGGUUAUUCAACCUCUUGUCACGCCCACACAAACCGACGGGAACUUCACCAUGGGAACUCUGAUAAUGUCACCAAAGCUGGACAAUGAGACCACAACCACGGUCACGUUGCCUCAUCACUUUGCUCUGGAGCUACAAGAGGGCGAGAUUAUUUUAUCGGUCGACUCUUACGAUACAACACGAUUGUUGCAAGGGGAUGUGGCUUUUGUUUCUGCAAAUACUUCUUUUUCUUUUCACGCCACGGUACCUUUCACAAAGUUCUUGUAUAUGAACGGAGGGGGAAAAGGUCUCGACCAUCAACUACUGGAAAGUAGCAUCCCCUGGGGAUUCCCUGCUUAUCCCACUUAUGCAGGCUUCAAGUCUACAUAG
Colletotrichum karsti is the source of this 1155-nucleotide messenger RNA. Its product is annotated as RmlC-like cupin. The transcript has a single exon. The coding region runs from base 1 to 1155 and encodes 384 amino acids. Lineage: Eukaryota; Fungi; Ascomycota; Sordariomycetes; Glomerellales; Glomerellaceae. The record is from RefSeq and is a predicted model, not a curated record.